AUGUCAAUUCUGGUGGUGAAAAUUGUGAUGCUUGCAACGAUGGGCGCUUUUGCAUUGCUGUUCGGUCUGUUACCAACAAAAAUAUACAAAUAUGUUGAGACACAGCGGGCAACUAAACUUUCUGAAGAGAAGUUAGCAACUCGUUUUCUUUCAAUAUUGUCGUGCCUUUCUGGUGGUGUAUUCUUAGGUGUUUGCUUAUUAGACCUAUUACCUACAGCCAGCGAGGCAUUUAAUAAAAUAAAGCAAGAAAACGGAUGGGAAACGGAAUAUCCAUUUACGGAAGUUUUAAUUGGCUGUGGUUUCUUUAUUGUUUAUUUGAUGGAAGUAUUGGCGGUUCAUAUCUGUGGUCAAGAUCAUAUGGAUUACGAGGCGAAUCGAAACGAAUGCAAGAAUUGCAAAAUUGAGAAAGAUGUGAUCGAGGAAAGUUUUAGCAAUGGUGAGCAAGAAGUGAAUGAAAAUGAAGAGAACAAAAAACAAAAAGAUGCUUCAAUAGUGGAAUCAAAAGUUUCUGGAAAAGAUAAGUUUGUAAAAUCAGUAACUUUAGUGACUGCUUUUGCCGUUCAUUCUUGCCUUGAAGGAUUCGCCUUCGGCGUUCAGUACACAAUGUUCAGUGUAACAACACUUUUCCUUGGAAUAAUAGUGCAUAAAUCAGUGGUUGCAUUUAGCAUCGGAAUGAAUCUAAUUAAGACUCAUCCCAACAAAAUAUAUUUUGUCAUAUCGUUGAUAAUAUUUGUUGCAUUAACGUCGCCCAUUGGUGGUUUUAUUGGAAUCGCCUUGGAGGGUUCGGAGCUCGGUGAACAAUCACAAAAUAUUGUAACAGCAAUUGCAUCAUCGCUUGCCAAUGGUACAUUCAUUUACAUCACUUUUUUUGAGAUAUUAUAUGCUGAACAUGGACAUGGAGAGAGGAAAAUGGAGCAAUGGUUGAGUGUAGCUGUGGGUUUUGGUCUAAUAGCUAUUUUGAUGUUAUUUGCACAUUGA
Messenger RNA from Brugia malayi, 978 nucleotides. RefSeq lists its product as uncharacterized. The transcript has 7 exons. Gene Ontology annotation, biological process: zinc ion transmembrane transport. The coding region runs from base 1 to 978 and encodes 325 amino acids. The record is from RefSeq and is a predicted model, not a curated record. NCBI's taxonomy places the organism in Eukaryota, Metazoa, Nematoda, Chromadorea, Rhabditida, Onchocercidae. Gene Ontology annotation, cellular component: plasma membrane. Gene Ontology annotation, molecular function: zinc ion transmembrane transporter activity.